AUGCUCCUGUUCUGCUCCUCCAGCUCGGCAACCUUUGCCCGGAGCGUCUCGAGCUCCUUCUCCUUUUCAGCCAAUGCCGUGGAGCUAAGACCCCCGGAACUUGGUCUCGCCCGCAGGUUAGCAGCGCCGGAAACAAGCUUUCCGGCGAUUGUACCGGCAGUGGCCGACUUCCUUACCGAAGGUGGUCUUGCACCGGCCGAGCUCUCGGGUCUGCCAUUUGCACUGGGCGGCCUGGGGCUGGUCGCGGCCUCGCGGAGACUGCUGACUGAGCUGCGGCCAGUGAUACUGGGGGUGCUGAGUGAUCCGCGGGACCUGUGUCCGCUCAGCCCAGCAGGGAGGACAGCCGGCUUCCUAGUUCCGGAAAGGCUCGAGCCUCUCCGCUCAGGACUUGUCGGCCCGCCGCUGCUGGAGGUGCUUCUCCUCUCAGGUGUUGCGGGGGUCGUGGGAGUCCUUCUCACGGUUGGGGUUGUCUUUGUUCCUGUAGCUGGUGCCGGUGCUCCGCCGGCUGCCGAGGGGACCCUCUUGGACCCUGGCAGAGCCCCUACGGUGCUUGACGAGCUGGUGGGUCUGGUAGGCUUCCCGAGGCCGUUUGUGGUGGUGCCGGUUGCAGAGCGGCGUACGGUGCCUGUGGCGGCGAGGCUUGCUGCGGCCGUGGUUGCGGGGGAUGGGCGUUUGGCGGCGCCGAGGAGACCGGGCUUUUUGGGGGCGAGGGUCUCUUCGCGGUGGGUUUCUUUCACGGGGUCGUUGGCGGUGCCCGGGGGAGAGGGGUCAGCCAUGGUGGGUUAG
Morchella importuna is the source of this 786-nucleotide messenger RNA. RefSeq lists its product as uncharacterized. Lineage: Eukaryota; Fungi; Ascomycota; Pezizomycetes; Pezizales; Morchellaceae. Bases 1 to 786 code for a protein of 261 amino acids. The record is from RefSeq and is a predicted model, not a curated record. The transcript has a single exon.